Messenger RNA from Lates calcarifer (barramundi perch), 3535 nucleotides. Its product is annotated as coiled-coil domain-containing protein 158. The record is from RefSeq and is a predicted model, not a curated record. The transcript is spliced from 23 exons. Lineage: Eukaryota; Metazoa; Chordata; Actinopteri; Centropomidae. Bases 363 to 3392 code for a protein of 1009 amino acids.
UCACAAUAGAUUGUUAAGAGGGGGGAAAAAAGCGGAUGUUGAUGGGUCAUUUCAAAGUGUCGGCGCUAACGUUACUCUCUCCAUCAAAUUAAUGUUACUGAACUGAGAAACUUUUAGUUUCACGGCUAAGAGAGCCGGACUGACACUGUUGUCUAGCUAUUAUAGCCAAGAUGACUCGAAUUAUUGACGGUGAAAGGCUAGCAAAGAGUUAGCUACUUGACGCUGUUUCCAUGGUGAUGGAACUUUUACGUUUAUCGACAAGUCGCUAGCUGCUGACAUUAUUUUAGAGAGCGGCUAUUUAAUAAAAAAAACCCCGCUUGUAAAUGUUUAUAUCGAUGGCUUUGUUACGAAAGUGAAUACAGAUGUCAUCGGCGUUUCAGCCCUCUGAGUCCCAGAGUUUGGGGCUCUCCAGCAGUAAUGGCGCUCACGUUUUACAUCUUCAGUCUCUACCGAAGCAUGGAAAACCAACACCACCAGCAGCAGGAACAACUGAGGCUCAUGACACCUCUCUCCAGCUGAGAUUCAACAGUUUAACACUGGAUGAACUGAGUGAGGAGCUUGACAGGCGAACCAAGGAAACCCAAAGACUUCAAGAAGAGGUGGAAAAUGCAACCAGAGUAGCCUUGGAGAGAUUUUGCUGCACAUAUGGUAUCAAUAGCUCACCUGGACAAAACUGUCACAACCACAGGUUUAAUGUCUCUUGGGAUUUCACUAGUCCAAUCCACCAUCAGGCAGUGACUCAGCCUCUGGUCUGUGGUGUGGAUGGUUUAAACCAGGAGAUGGCUCAAAAGCAAAGCAGUUCUCCUAGGAAGGAGGUGUUGGAAAAUGCAUUAGAUGACUGUCUUCAACAGCUGUCUGACUUGCAGCUCAGCAAGACACACGAUCAACGUGAACAAGAGACAUUCAGUUUUGACAAGGCGAUUGUGAACCUGCAGACCAAGCUGCAGAAAGUUCAAAUGGAGAAGGACGUCCUGUCUGACCUCAGAUUGAAGGAUUCGAGGAAACACGUUGAUCAGAUGGAACAGAUGCUGUGCAUGUUGGAAGAGCUCCAAAACAUCAAAAGGGCCGCCGACCAGAGGCUGCAGGAGACGGAGGAUGAGGCAUUGGCACUUUACAGGAAAGUAGAAACACUGGAACAGAUGAUGAAGGAAACAUACUCUUCACUGUUAUCUUAUGAGAAACAGUGUGGAGACAGCGUCAUCACCAGUCCUAACGUCGCCACUAGUUCAAGACAGCCAUCAGCAGGUGCUAAGUUAACAGAGGAUUUUAACAAUGAUACAGUCAAGCUACAGGAGAAACUUUUUUUGAAGUCAAUGGAACAUCUGGGGAGUGAAGAAGGCAGUGGAGCAAACAAGCAAAAACAAAGAAUGGAAGAAAUUAUUGCAAGUCUUUGCCAGGAGGUGGCACUGUUGACUGACAAACUGAGCUCAUCAAAGCACAACAGUGUUAGUUUAGGUGACAAGUUGGAGCUGUUAAAGAAACUUGCAGAGAGACAGGCAUCACUGCACCAGUGUCAGGUCAGUGAACUUGAGUCAACCCUUUCCAGUCAUAAAGAUAAGGUCUGUUGUCUGGAGCAGCAGCUCCUUCAGGUUCAGUCUGAGUUGGUGGACGCCCAAAGAGAGAAAGAGCAAUCUUUACAUCUGGCAGAGGAGCUUCAGUCCCAGCUCGGCCAAAUUAAGUCAGCCCACUAUGCCUCCUGCUUUAUUUUCCAGAGGGGCAGGGAGCAGCAGCAGUGUGAGCUCCAGGUGGAGGUAAAAGCCCUUAGAGAACAGCUAGAGGAGGCAAGGGAGCAGUUUCGCAGACGUGGGGAGGAGAGGAAUUGCUUACAGGCCCUACUGGAUCUGAGGGCCCAGGAGGGGAGGAAAUCCCAGGAACUCCUACAGCAGAAAGAUGAGGAACUCCAGCUCAGGCAGCAAGAAGCCCAGCAGCAUCUUUCCAGGUUGGAAGAAGCUCAGAGUCAGUGUCAGACCUUGCGAGUAGAAGGAGAGGCAAUGAGGCUGAAGCUGGAUGACAGAGAGAAGCUGAUAGAUAUUCUGAGGUUGCAGAUGGAAAACAGCGUCCAGAUGACAGUGCAGCACAGCCGUACCAUUGACAGCCUUCACCAGGAGAACAGCCUCCUCAGCAACCAGCUAAACCAGCACAAGCUGGAGAUUCAGCAGCUCAGGGCUGAGUUAGACCAGCAGAAGUCAGACCUGGCCACUGCAGAGCAUGAAAGGCGGCAGCUACAGGCAUCUGUGGCCGAACAAAGUCAGCGUGUCCAGGAAGAAACUCUGGAGAAACAGCAACUCACCGCCCAGCUGGAGAUCCAGCGCAUGCAGAUAGUCACCCUCAGAAAGGAGCAUAAGGAGCUGCAGCGGCUCCACAGCUGUAAGAAUGAAGAGCGGGAGGGUGUGGUGCUGAGGCUCCAGAGUCAGCUGAGGAACGCCCAUGACGAGCUGGACCAGGCCAGGAGCACCCUGACGACCCUGGAAGGAGCCGAUGGACACGGCCUCCAAGUAGCCAUGAACAUGCAGAAGGAGAUCACUGCCAGGAGAGAGCAAGUCGACUCUCUGCAGGGCAAAAUCCAACAUCUGGAGGAGACUGUGGAGAAGCUGCACCAGGAGAAGAGAUACCAGAGCCAGGAGAACCAGCAUCAGCUCCAGGAGCUCACCUUCGUCAGGGAGGAGAAGAAACAACUUGCUAAUGAGCUGGAGGCCCUUCGCUCCAAAGACCAACAAUUGAGGGACCGGAUUGGCCAGCUGGAAGCCAUCCUUCACAAGAUGUCAGAGAGCUUUGCGGACUGUCAAGAUUUCAUCCAGCUGCAGGAGCAGGAGUUUUAUCGUCUGAAACUCCAACAUGCCCUUGACCUGAAGGAGCUCCAAGGUCAAAGUCUACACACAGCUCUGAAUGCACCUACACUGGACCUGGACUCCCCGACCCCAUCAGCAGCAGUCACUGCUCCACCCUCCACCCAGCACGUCUCCUACACUCCUACACUACACCUCAAGGGGCAGCAGGAGAGCCCCGCCCGGCAGCUCAGGUCUCUUGUCAAAGAGCUGCGAGGAGCAAUUUCGGAGAACUACAGACCACACACCGAUAACAGCACCGCCGGCAGCAGCUUCCACAGGCGGAGGUCCGCACCAGAGAGAGUGCACAGGACCACAUUCAGUGCUGACAAAGCAGACCAAGUAAAAGCUGCCUCCAGACUGAGAAGAAAAACCUGUGGCAGCGAGCCGCAUUUCCUGAUGACAGCUGUGCUGAAUGGGAAAAUGAUCAACAACAAAUCCUUCAGUGAGGGCCAUGAUAUAUCGAGUCCAGCCACCGGAGUGAAAUACACAUCCUCCCCUCAGCUCCUCUCACUGGGCCGCAGGUCACCUGUCCACUGUCUGCUGACCUCCGACCCAAACAGCUAAUAGUGACAGGACACAACAGACCUGAGGCUGGCUCCUCAUUUUAAGGCUCACCAGAUGAAGUUAGAUGUCAAAAUAAGGGUUUAAAACUCUCCAAUUAAGUGAAUUUUCAUAAUUUAUUGUUUAAAUAAAUCAUUUUAUUAAAA